AUGCAAGUACCGGACCAUCUGUCGGUGACAGGUGCCGACCUCAUGCAGAUUGACCCUUUCAAUAGGCUGAUGAAUAAAUUCGAGUCGACCAGAAAAGCAGUUUUAGAAAAAAUGAGUGUUCCGGAGCACAUCACAAUUAAUGGAAAUUCGACAUUUGUUCCAGAAGAGCGAAGAGUGUUUCGAUCAGCUUCUCUACGAAUGGAAGUUCCAAACCAUCUCAACGUGUUCGACCUUUCUGAAGAUUUAAUGAAUCACAACAAUAAUCAAAAAAUGGUGGUUCCGCCAUCACUAGAAUCAUCAAAUGUAGCGAAUCCAUACGAAGAAGUCAAGUUGAUGCAGAAACGAAUGGUUGGCCUGGUGAACCGACUUGGAGUACUGGAAAGCCAAAUUGUAGCACAAAAGCGAAGAGAAAAGGGUCUUCUGUUGAUGUUGAUUGGAGCCGUUCUUCAUAUUGCAUACAACUACCUCCGACGUUGA
Molecule: messenger RNA, 477 nt
Organism: Caenorhabditis briggsae
Lineage: Eukaryota; Metazoa; Nematoda; Chromadorea; Rhabditida; Rhabditidae
Exons: 5
Coding region: 1-477 (158 amino acids)
Source: RefSeq, a predicted model, not a curated record